Aptenodytes forsteri (emperor penguin) is the source of this 3993-nucleotide messenger RNA. RefSeq names its product activating transcription factor 7 interacting protein (gene ATF7IP). The record is from RefSeq and is a predicted model, not a curated record. The transcript is spliced from 15 exons. Lineage: Eukaryota; Metazoa; Chordata; Aves; Sphenisciformes; Spheniscidae. Gene Ontology annotation, molecular function: transcription coregulator activity; protein binding. Gene Ontology annotation, cellular component: nucleus; transcription regulator complex. The coding region runs from base 494 to 3811 and encodes 1105 amino acids. Gene Ontology annotation, biological process: regulation of DNA-templated transcription.
UUUUUUUUUUUUUGUGUUGUCUUGCACUGUGCUGUAAUAAAUUUAUGCUUGUUGGUACUACUGUGUGGUAUGUGGGAGGUACUUCACUGCACAUAGUUGCUGCAGUGCUAAUAGUUGGCAGCACAGAAGGCAGUACAAAGAGUCCGACUGGAGGCAGUUGCAGUUGCAACGUUCCCUUGGAGGCUGUGGCAUGCUCAGUGAGCUGCAGGGGCACUCCUGACAUGUUCAGCCACUUGUGUGGAGAAGUGGGAGUUCCAGCAGGCUUUAACAAGCAGAUGUAGGCUACUAGCUGAGAGGUAGAACAGCAUAGCUCACGCUCGCUAAAAAAUAGCACUCAUGCUGCUACGUAAACAAAACAAGAUCUUAGUAUCAAGAUGGCCGACCUGGAAGUCUACUUGUAGCUCGUGGUACUUAUGCAAAUGAGCUACGCGUCAGUGGCUUGCUCAGAGGAGGAAUCUCAUUUUGCACAUGCCACCUUCUCGCCAGGGUCAAGAUGGAUAGCACAGAUGAACCUCAGAAAAAAGUCUUUAAAGCACGAAAAACAAUGAGAGUGAGUGAUCGACAACAACUUGAAGCUGUCUAUAAGGUUAAAGAGGAGCUGUUGAAGACAACUGAAGUUAAACUGUUAAAUGGAAAGCAUGAGAAUGGAGAUUCUGAUUUAAAUUCCCCUUUAAGCAAUACAGACUGUAUGGAGGACAAGAGGGAAGUUAAUGGCCUAGUGGGCUUGUGUGUUAACUCUGAAGAAGAAAGAACAGCUUCUGAUGAAAUUAGUGAAGCCAAAAGCCCUGAAAGUAGGGCAGGGAACAUAGUCCAUGACAUAGAACCCAAACCUCUAACGCUGUCUCCAGAGAAUGUUCCUUCUGAGCAGAAUAAAGAUACUGAUACUGCUUUAGCUUGUGAGGCUGAAAAUGGAGUGCUUGCUAGCAAUAAAGAUAACUUCCAUGAAGAAAAUAAUACAAAAGAUCAUUUGGACCAAAGAGAGAGUGACAUCCCAUCAGAAGGUGAAAGUAAAUCAAUCUGUGAUAUUAGUGACUCUUCUGAAGAGAAGGGAGAAACAAAUGACUUAGCUAUUCAUUCCGAUUCAUCUGGCGAGGAAAAGAGGACUGAAGAAGUAACUGCUGAAGAUGCUGUUGGAGAAGAAGCCAUCUCUAGCAGUAUGGAAGCUGACCAGGAACCAAAGGACAAACGAGAUGGCACUGCAGGUCUUUCAGAAACCACUGCUCAGAAGACAAUAGAUGACCCAAGUGAAAGUAUCUUGGACAGUACUGAAUCUAUGGAAACAGAUGAAAUUAUUCCAAUUUUGGAAAAACUAGCCCCGGCUGAAGAUGAACUGAGCUGUUUUUCUAAAAGUUCUCUGCUUCCAGUGGAUGACACAGUCCCAGAUUUAGAAGAGAAAAUAGACAACUGUUUGGGUUCACCAUCCAAGCAGGAAAAUAAUGAAAGUCUGCCAAAAGAGGCUUUCUUAGUACUGUCUGAUGAAGAGGAUCCCUGUGAUGAGAAGGAGGAACAUGCUGAAGUGAUACUACCAAAUAAGUCAAGUCUUCCAGAAGAGGUGGAGGAGGAGAGAAGAAAGGAGAGUGAGGAGGAUAAAGAAAGAGAAGAGGCCCAGAAAGAAGAGGAGAAACACACUGAGAGAAGUGAAGUGUCAAGGAGAAAGCGUUCCAAAUCUGAGGACAUGGACAGUGUUCAUUCUAAACGUCGUCGGUACAUGGGAGAAGAUUAUGAAGCAGAACUCCAAGUAAAAAUUACAGCCAGAAGGGAUGUUGACCAAAAAUUGCAAAAGGUUAUCCAGAGACUGUUAGAAGAAAAACUUACUGCUUUACAGUGUGCUGUAUUUGACAAGACUCUGGCGGACUUGAAAACCCGAAUAGAGAAAGUAGAAUGUAACAAGAGGCAUAAAACUGUGCUUACUGAACUACAGGCUAAAAUUGCUAGAUUGACAAAGCGGUUUGGAGCAGCCAGGGAGGACUUGAAGAAAAGACAGGAAAAUUCACCAAAUGCACCUCUGUCACCAGGGAAAGCAGCAAGUGACACUGCAAACACAAACAAUGCGACAUACCGAAAUGCUGGCACAGUGAGGCAGAUGCUGGAGUCAAAGAGGAAUGUAGGAGAGAGCACACCAGCAACUUUUCAAGCCCCUGUCAAUGCAGUGCCAGCUUCCAGUCUUGCUGCUGCUUCGACAGUUGUCAGUGGACAUCCUAAGCCUCAGACCCCAGUGACCUCCACCAGCUCUUUGACAACAACAGUUCUUCCCACAGCUAACACAGCUACGGUUGUAGGCACUAACCAAGUGCCCAGUGGCAGCACUCAGUCAGUGUCUGUGUCAUUGCAGUCUUUGCCCGUAAUCUUGCAUGUACCUGUUGCAGUGUCAUCCCAGCCUCAGCUCCUGCAAGGCCACACAGGGACUUUGGUCACUAACCAACAGUCAGGCAACGUUGAAUUCAUAUCUGUACAAAGCUCAUCUACAGUUGGUAGCCUUACCAAAACUACAGUGUCUUUGGCAUCAACUAACCCAACUAAACCAAACAACAGCCCAUCUGUGCCCAGUCCUGGUAUUCAAAGGAACUCUCCAGCCAGUGCUGGGUCAGUAGGCACAACGUUGGCAGUACAGGCUGUUUCUACUGCACAUCCUGUUGCCCAGGCUACAAGGACUUCUUUGCCCACAGUGGGUACUUCGGGACUUUAUAAUGCUACCAGCAGUCGAGCCCCCCUACAGAUGAAGAUUCCCCUCUCUGCAUUUAGUAGUACAGCUCCUAUUGAACCACCCACCGUUACAGCGCCCAGAGUUGAAAACCAGACAAGCAGGCCACCAACAGAUACUUCGGCAAACAAGCGAACUGCUGAGGGAACAACACAGAGCGGGAAGGUCACAGGAAGCGAUUCAGGAGGUGUCAUUGAUCUUACACUGGAUGAAGAGGAUGAUGGUUCUUCUCAAGCAGAUGGCAAGAAGCAGAACCAGACACCUGUUACAGGAUUGAGCAUAUCCACCCAGCCCUUGGCUCGACCCUUGCAGCCUUUGCAGCCAAACCCUGUGCAGCAGACAGGUGUGCCAACAAGUGGACCCUCCCAGACCACCAUACAUGUAUUACCUACAGCUCCGACAACAGUGAAUGUAACACAUCGGCCAGUGACUCAAACUGCUGCAAAACUUCCUAUACCAAGAGCCCCUGCUAACCAUCAGGUGGUCUAUACCAGUCUUCCUGCACCACCAGCUCAGAAUCCUGUAAGAGGAGCUGUCAUGCCAAGCCCAGGUUUAAGGCCAGUCAACCCACAGACUGGAGGUAUGACAGUACGAAUGCCUCAAACAGCUGCGUAUGUUGUGAACAAUGGACUAACUCUUGGAUCUGGAGCACCUCAGCUUACAGUGCAUCAUCGACCACCACAAGUGCAUGCUGAGCCACCACGCCCUGUACAUCCUGCCCCACUCCCGGAGGCACCACAGCCACCACGUCUGCCCCCUGAAGCUGCCAACACUUCUUUGCCUCAAAAGCCACAGCUGAAGCUGGCACGGGUACAGAGCCAGAAUGGUAUUGUGCUGUCAUGGAGUGUCAUGGAGGUAGACCGGAGCUGUGCCACUGUGGACAGUUACCAUCUCUAUGCCUACCACGAGGACCCAAGUGCCACUAUGCCCUCUCAGUGGAAGAAGAUCGGGGAAGUGAAGGCCCUCCCACUACCUAUGGCAUGCACUCUUACGCAGUUUGUGUCUGGCAGCAAAUACUACUUUGCGGUCCGGGCUAAGGACAUCUAUGGACGUUUUGGACCCUUCUGUGACCCCCAGUCCACAGAUGUGAUCUCUUCCCAGAGCAGUUAAACUAGAGAUCUUUGAAGCCUUUAAACCUGUCCUACUACCAAGAAUUACCCCAGUUUUGGGGGGUUGAUCCCAUGCAUGAAAUUCACUUUUAAAUUCACUCUCUGCAGGAUUAUUUUAGACAGUUGUGUGAUACACUACAUGCAUUCAGAACCAAAAGAAAAAUAAAGUCUCACCUGCAGCAA